Cornus florida is the source of this 1911-nucleotide messenger RNA. RefSeq names its product adenylyl-sulfate kinase 3-like. The record is from RefSeq and is a predicted model, not a curated record. Gene Ontology annotation, molecular function: ATP binding; adenylylsulfate kinase activity. The coding region runs from base 426 to 1352 and encodes 308 amino acids. The transcript is spliced from 8 exons. Gene Ontology annotation, biological process: sulfate assimilation. Lineage: Eukaryota; Viridiplantae; Streptophyta; Magnoliopsida; Cornales; Cornaceae.
AGAAUCAUAAGUUCAAGAGCUAAUAAGAUUCUGAUGGUAGUAGACGAAGAACCAACCGCUCUUCUCCCCCUAUAUAUGUGUGUGAGCUUCCCUCGCUGUCCACCACUCAUAUAAACAUAACAAUUACACACACAUAUACAGUUACACAUUUCACAAUUACACACACAUAUAUAUACACAUAUAUAUGAUUAUAUGUGUAUCACUCUCUCUCUCUCUCUCUCUCCAUAUAGUAAACAGAAACCGUUAAUUAAAAGAUCUUCAUUGUGGCAUUAUUAACCACAUCUCUCUCUAUCUAAAUUUUCUCUCUCUAAUUCACUCGCCCGUUUCAUUGAUGAGAGCUUCUGCACUCUUAUAAAUUCUGAAUCUCUUCGAUCUCUCUCCACACACCGCCGGUGGAUUGUUUCUCCGCCGAUUGAUCCAGGGAUAUGACUGCAGUGGGAAAUCGGCCGUUGUUUUGUUAUUCUUUGCAGGAUUUUGGUUCCGAUGACCUGCCGUCGCCGAAGCUAGGGUUUCUGAAGUUGUCGGUGCCGAAUUGUGACGGUAAAAGCUUGGGACUCCAUGGUGCUCUGCUCAGAUCCAGCGUUUUCUCGCCAAUUAAGGCAAUGAAGGACUCUAGAAUGCCGUAUGUCAACGGCAAAGUCGAUGUUGUCCAGGAUUUGCACUACACCGGCUUCAAUCCAAGCGAUGACAAACUCAAUAUUGAUUCUAAUGGUAAGAGCAUACGCAAGAUGUCCACAAUCAGAAAUUCAACGAACAUUGUCUGGCAUAAAUGUUCAGUUGAGAAAAUUGACAGACAGGAAUUACUUCAGCAAAAAGGUUGUGUCAUUUGGAUUACAGGUCUCAGUGGUUCAGGAAAAAGCACAUUGGCCUGUGCUUUAAGUCGGGGCUUGCAUGCCAGAGGAAAGCUGACCUACAUACUUGACGGUGACAAUGUUCGCCAUGGUCUGAAUAGUGAUCUUAGUUUCAAAGCAGAAGAUCGUGCAGAAAACAUAAGAAGGGUUGGGGAGGUAGCGAAGCUCUUUGCGGAUGCUGGAGUUAUUUGCAUUGCUAGCUUGAUAUCUCCAUACAGAACGGAACGAGAUGCUUGCCGUGCCUUACUGCCGGAAGGAGAUUUCAUUGAGGUGUUCAUGGAUGUGCCUCUCCGAGUAUGUGAAGCAAGGGACCCUAAGGGCUUAUACAAGCUUGCACGUGCUGGAAAGAUCAAAGGCUUUACGGGGAUUGAUGAUCCCUAUGAGACGCCAUUGAAUUCUGAGAUUGUAUUAGAACAAAAAGGAGAGGUAUGUACUGCACCAAGUGAGAUGGCUGAAACGGUGAUAUCGUACUUGGAGCAGAAAGGGUACCUGAAGGCCUGAUGUGCACAAAACCCACCUAUCUCUGGUGGUACAAAUAUCUAAAAUUACCUAUUGCCGAUGUUAGGUAGCAGUCAAAAAAAUUAUCUUCCACAGUGGAAUCUAAUAAGUGAGACUUCGAACAAGUGUUUACAUAACCGUCUUCGUUUCGAAGAAAUGAUUUAUAUGAGUAUUGACACAUCUGAGAUCGUCAAAUGUUUGAGAAUUUCUCUCUUAAGACUGGUACAUCAACAAAAUUUGCCGCUCUUUUUCUUGCUAGCCAACGGAAUCCCAAUUUCGUCGGAACAAUGAAAAGGUGGGGAUGAUAGAUAAGAAAACAUUUCUAGUGGGGACCAAAUUACCAACCUAUCUGAGACGAUUGUGGGCGUCACAUUCUACAGAAAUAAAUAUUGCUAUGUACCUUUUGUUUCAGUCCAACGGAGGCCAACACAUAUUGUAAAAAAAUUACUAUAAAGAUAGCAACAGAUUGUUAGGGUAUACUUAAUGAGAAGUACAAAUUUAAUACAUGUAUGGAUAGUGGAUUUGGAUUCCCAUUAUAGAAAGGGACAUUAUUGGUAAUGUA